GGGCUUUGCGCCGCCCGCUUCCCGCAGAGGAGGCGGCCGCUGCGGCGGAUGUCCGGCCCGGCCAUGGCGCUGCCGGAGGCGGGAGCCCGCGGGCGGCUCCUGCGCUGGCCUCGCGUCCUCCUCUUCGGAGACUCCAUCACUGAGUACUCCUUCCAGGAAAAUGGCUGGGGGGCAUACCUUGCUGAGAGACUGGUCAGAAAGUGUGAUGUUGUGAACCGUGGGAUCUCGGGGUACAACACCAGAUGGGCUAAAUUGAUUCUUCCAAGACUGAUCACUGAAAGUACUAGUGCUGACAGUAUUGCUGCAGUUACUAUUUUCUUUGGAGCUAAUGACAGUGCUUUGAAAGAGCUGAACCCCAAGCAGCACGUUCCCCUCGAGGAGUACGCCGCCAACCUGCGCAGCAUGGUGCAGUACCUGAAGUCAGUAGACAUUACUGCCGACAGGAUUAUUUUGAUAACACCACCACCUCUUCAGGAAUCAGCAUGGGAAAAGGCAUGUCUUGCCAAAGAUAGAUACCAGAGCAAGGGAGAGAUGGGAAGCAGGAGGAUGGUGAUGUUCACAGGAGCAUUCAGAGGUGACAAACUGAACCGCUGCAAUGCCACCACCGGGCAGUACGCCCAGGCCUGUGUCCAGGUCGCCAGGGAAUGCGGCACGGACGUGCUCGACCUCUGGACCCUGAUGCAGAAGAAUCAGGAUUUCUCUUCCUAUUUGUCUGAUGGUCUUCAUUUAUCAACAAAAGGCAACAGCUUUCUGGCAGCUCAGCUUUGGUCACACCUGGAAAACAAACUGUCUGCUCUUCCUUCUCUGCUUCCUUAUUGGCGUGACGUGGACCACAUGAACCCCGAGGCCAGUCUUCUGUGACAGCCCUGCAGGGAGGAGCCGGGGCAGCCAGGCCAGGCAGAGCCAGCUCGUUAUGCAGCAAGGUGCUGCAAACUGUAUCCUCAGGGAACACGGCACUGGGGAGUCCCCAGCAAUGCUCUUCUCUGUCCCCUUCUCUUGGUCUGGGGGAGAAUAAAAGUGAGACCACUU
Messenger RNA from Taeniopygia guttata (zebra finch), 1029 nucleotides. The record is from RefSeq and is a predicted model, not a curated record. Lineage: Eukaryota; Metazoa; Chordata; Aves; Passeriformes; Estrildidae.